GCGGAGCGGCGCAGCUCCAGGCCCGGCUCCGCUGUCAACACCCUCAAACAUGGCGGCGCGGCGGCCCCGCACCGCCUCAGAGCACGAAAGUGAUGAUGAUUCUUAUGAAGUAUUGGAUUUAACAGAAUACGCCAGGCGUCACCAUUGGUGGAAUCGUGUAUUUGGCCGGAAUUCGGGACCAAUUGUAGAAAAAUACUCUGUAGCUACGCAGAUUGUAAUGGGCGGAGUAACUGGCUGGUGUGCGGGAUUUUUGUUCCAGAAAGUCGGAAAGCUUGCAGCAACUGCAGUAGGUGGUGGCUUUCUUCUGCUUCAAAUUGCUAGUCAUAGUGGAUAUGUACAAGUUGACUGGAAGAGAGUUGAAAAAGAUGUAAACAAAGCAAAAAAACAGCUUAAAAAGCGUGCAAAUAAGGCAGCCCCUGAAAUCAAUACUCUAAUUGAAGAGUCAACAGAAUUCAUCAAACAGAACAUCGUGGUGUCCAGUGGAUUUGUUGGAGGCUUUUUGUUAGGCCUUGCAUCUUAAGGACCUGGAUUGUCUCUUCCUGAUGGCUUUGACAUCAGCAAAGAACAGUUGCAGUGACGCACUGUCUUAAAGCAGUGUGGGUCGCUGGGCCCUGCAGAGCAAGACGAAUGGACUAGCUAGACAGUUUGAAAGCUUUUACAUUUUAGGCUUUUGCCUUUUGAAGCUUGGCAAAACUAGGAUUUGCUGAAAAACUGUGCAGUGUGCUCAUUAUAGCAUUUCUGGGCAAAACUGUGUCAUCUUCAUCGUUACUCCUUUUAUUUAUGACUAUUCAAGAUCUAGCAUUUUUAAAAUGUCAUUCUUGGAAUAUAGAUAAGUAACCAUAUUAUAAGAAGGAAAGCUCCAUUUCUAUGUUUUUUCAAUUAAAUUUUUAUUUUAAAAGUAUUUUCUUCAUGCUGUAGUAUAUAGUAGCAAUGACUGUAUAAUGUAUAUGAUACUGUAAUUUCAGCCUCAUGGUUGGCCAUGUUCCUUAGAAGUCACUGCAGUAAUCUAUAAAUCUGUAAUACCUUUUUACAGAGUAUUAAAUAACGAAGAAUCAUGAGCUCAUUAAAGGUGAAAAUCAA
Messenger RNA from Rhea pennata, 1080 nucleotides. It is a transcript of the gene FUNDC1, whose product is annotated as FUN14 domain containing 1. The transcript has 5 exons. The coding region runs from base 50 to 520 and encodes 156 amino acids. The record is from RefSeq and is a predicted model, not a curated record. Gene Ontology annotation, cellular component: mitochondrial outer membrane. Gene Ontology annotation, biological process: autophagy of mitochondrion. NCBI's taxonomy places the organism in Eukaryota, Metazoa, Chordata, Aves, Rheiformes, Rheidae.